Messenger RNA from Aureococcus anophagefferens, 1710 nucleotides. RefSeq lists its product as hypothetical. The transcript is spliced from 7 exons. Lineage: Eukaryota; Pelagophyceae; Pelagomonadales; Pelagomonadaceae. The record is from RefSeq and is a predicted model, not a curated record. The coding region runs from base 1 to 1710 and encodes 569 amino acids.
AUGCUCCUUGACACCAGCAACACUCCCGUCGUUUUCGUGACCGUCGAGCCCGAGGCCAUGAGCUUCCCGCCCUUUCGCUCCACAAGCCGCCUCUGCGAGGAGAACCCGCACAACUUCACGGGCCUCGACCUCGAGACCGUCGUCCAGGGCACCACGACGGAGGAGCAGACCGUGCACACCGCGCUCGACGGCGCCUACCUCGACGGCUCCUACUACGAGCUCCAGCGCGGCACCGAGCGCGCGGCCCGCCUCGACUGGGGCGCGCCGGCCGAGGACGUCCAGGACGCGCUCAACACGCUCACGCUCACGGACGCGCGCGUCGACAUCAUACCCGUCGGCGUCAACCCGUCGUUCCAGCCCGACUACAUCAUCCGCUCGUCCGCGCAAGCCAGCCGGGACCGAUUCGUCGACCCCGGCACCUUGCUGCGAGGGCUCGGCGCCGCGGGCGCCGGCAACGUCGCGACGCUUGCCGUCGUCGACAUCGGCAACCGAGGGGCUGCCCACCAUGCCCUGCUGGGCUCCUACGACGGCUACACGUACCCGCCGGGCGCGGGCAACCUCGACUCCAUCACCUACGACACCUCGAGCCUCCAGGGCACGACGCCCGCGGUGGUCAACGAGGUCCUGCGCACGGGCUCGACGCCCUUCAGCGGCACGUUCUCCGUCGCCUUCAACGGCGCCAAGACGGAGGAGAUGGAGUGGCAGGAGGCCGCGGACGAGGUCGAGUACGUCAUCGAGAAGCUCGACACCAUCGGCGAGAUCCGCGUCGACCGCACGGACAUGGGGCUCCAGCGCAUCCCGGGCUCGCCGGGCAAGAACGACAAGUCCUUCUACUUCGUCGAAAACGUCCACACGGACGACCCCGUCUUCGUCGACGACGCGGCCUUCGUCGUGUCGCCGGACCUCUUCUCCUCGUCCCUGGGCGACGUCGUGCCGAUCGUCGAGCGCGACGGCGCGGCGAGCGUCGUCGACGACGGCGAGGACUACCGGACGUACCUCGUGGGCCUCGGCCGCGCGUUCGAGGCCUACGCGGUCCUCGCGGACGCGAUGCGCGUGCCCGAGCGCGCGCUCACGUACGUCGCCUGCGAGGACCUGCGGCGGCGGCGCCUCGACGACGGCGCCGCGACGACGUUCCUCUACUACCAGGUCACGCUCGACGCGUCCUACAACGGCGACGACGCCGCCGUGCGGUCCGCGCUCGUCGACGGCGACGAGGCCGCGCUCUCCGCGGCGCUCGAGGGCGACAUCCUCGUCCUCUCCGAGGACGACCACUUCGAGGUCGCCGUCGAGGCGACGGCCGCCGACCUCGACGCGUCCGGGGACAUCGGCGCGGACACCUACGCGUUCGUCCGGAACCACAGCUGGUACGUGACGUGCUCCGUCAUCGCGGACGACGUCGAGAUCGGCGCGGGCGCCGCGCCGAAGGAGGCGGAGGCGCCCGUGAGCGCGCUCUUCGAGAAGCUGCCGCCGACGCCGACGCCCGAGCGCGAGACGUUCCUCGUCGACGUGCCGUCGCCGACGAUCUACGUCAACAAGAGCAACUGCUCCGCGCGGCCCUUCGGCGACAACCACGACGAGUACGUCGUCGCCGAGAUCAUCUUCGCGGCGACGGCCGAGCAGGCGCCGCUCGCGCCGUACCGCUGCAACGUCGCCUGCUCGAUCCUCGACGGCAACCAGCCCGGCGGCUCCACCAAGCUCGAGUACGAGUAG